AUGUCAGCAACAGCUGUUGCAACAACUACCAAACCAAAAACCCUAGCCACCAGUACCAAUAAACCUCCACAUCCAUUGACAUUUUUCCUGAAUAAAUUACCCACAGAUGGUGAGGAAAGUUCGGGGGGUAAUUUACAACCAGUAAAUCCUGCACCAAUGCUUAAACCCAAUCCCUUUGCCAAUCAUCAGGGUCAACAGAUACAAUUUGCCACAAAGACGGGUGGCCAUAUUGUUGCACCGAAUGGUAAUAUUUUCAAAGGUCCACCGCUGCGUCGUGAAGAGGGUGCAUUUUGUAAGCGGAGUUUUGAUGGUCGCAGUGGUUAUGCAUUUUGGCAUAUCAGUGUUUGCAUGUCAUCCGAGAAUAUCGUUUACAUGGCACAAAUUGAUGUGUGCACCUAUAGGCGUAAUAUACCGGUUAUUUGUUGUCCUCUGGCCGAUAAACAUAUUGAUGAUCAGAGGAUAAGUGCGCAAAAAUGUCAAGAAUACCAUGAUGAAGUAAGAGGUAUACGACUAGGCUUGCCAAGAGUACUAUCCGGUAAAAUGUGUGUAUCCAGUGUUCCGCUAAUUGUUGGAGGUCAAGUUACACGAAGUGAGGAUUAUCCUCAUAUGGCUGCCUUGGGUUGGACCCAAAGUGACAAGGAGUUGAAAUGGGGAUGUGGCGGUACCUUAAUAAAUGAGCGAUUUGUAUUGACAGCGGCCCAUUGUGCAACAUCUGGAGGAGACCACCGGAUAUGGUUCGCCUGGAGUCGUAACCUCAAUGAAACCUCCAAACAUCAAAUGGAUAUCAAAAUUUUGGUUAUUAUUCUCCAUCCGAAAUAUCGUUCCUCAUCCUAUUAUCAUGACAUAGCCCUGCUGAAGUUGACCCGAGAUGUUGAAUUUUCCGAAACCAUACAACCGGCUUGCUUGUGGCAACAACCUGAUAUGGAUAUGUCAUUGGGCAUUGCAACCGGUUGGGGUCGUACCGAAUUUAUGGGUCCCAAAUCAAAUGAUUUACAGAAAGUCGAUUUAAAUAUUAUCGAUCAGAAAAUCUGCAAAGAUAUUUAUCGUAAGGAGCGGCGUCUGCCUCGCGGUAUUAUUGAGGGUCAAUUUUGUGCCGGCCACUUGGAAGGUGGCAAGGACACAUGCCAAGGAGAUUCUGGAGGACCCUUACACGUGGAAUUGCCCGAAUUCAAUUGUGUGAAAUUUGUCAUUGGCAUUACAUCGUUUGGUAAAUUUUGUGCGGCUCCCAAUGCCCCCGGAGUAUAUACGAAAAUUUAUACCUAUUUAGAUUGGAUUGAAAAGAUCGCAUUUCGUAAUGGAAUUUAAAG
Messenger RNA from Musca vetustissima, 1307 nucleotides. RefSeq names its product serine protease snake (gene snk). Lineage: Eukaryota; Metazoa; Arthropoda; Insecta; Diptera; Muscidae. The record is from RefSeq and is a predicted model, not a curated record. Gene Ontology annotation, molecular function: serine-type endopeptidase activity. Gene Ontology annotation, biological process: proteolysis.